GAGGCGGCGUGAGGCGAGGCGGCGGCGGCCCAGCCCGCGGCCGAAGAGGACGGAGCCCGCGGCCGCGCCGAGCGGGGAUGCUGGCACAUGUGUCCUGGCCCCUGACACCCUUCUGCGAGCCUAGGGGUCCAUCCCCCUCCCGUGGCAGGGACAUCGCUGGAGCCGCCUCAGACACACAGGAGUCCCUGGUGAACUUUGUCAUGGUUAUUUAAGGAACCUCGCCUAGAAGUCCCAACUCACAGUUCCCCAUUGACGGGAAGGCCUGGACUCCAAGAUGAUUAUAAAGGAAUAUCGGAUUCCUCUGCCGAUGACCGUGGAGGAGUACCGCAUCGCUCAGCUGUACAUGAUACAGAAGAAGAGCCGCAAUGAGACAUAUGGCGAAGGCAGUGGCGUGGAGAUCCUGGAGAACCGGCCGUACACGGACGGCCCCGGCGGCUCCGGGCAGUACACGCACAAGGUGUACCACGUGGGCAUGCACAUCCCUGGCUGGUUCCGCUCCAUCCUGCCCAAGGCGGCCCUGCGGGUGGUGGAGGAGUCCUGGAAUGCCUACCCCUACACCCGAACCAGGUUCACCUGCCCUUUUGUGGAGAAAUUCUCCAUCGACAUUGAAACCUUUUAUAAAACCGAUGCUGGAGAAAACCCCAACGUGUUCACCCUCUCGCCCGUGGAAAAGAACCAGCUGACGAUCGACUUCAUCGACAUUGUCAAAGACCCUGUGCCCCCCAGCGAGUAUAAGACAGAAGAGGAUCCCAAGCUGUUCCAGUCGGCCAAGACCCAGCGGGGGCCCCUGCCCGACAACUGGAUUGAGGAGUACAAGAAGCAGGUCCUACCCAUCAUGUGCGCCUACAAGCUGUGCAAGGUGGAGUUCCGCUACUGGGGCAUGCAGUCCAAGAUCGAGAGGUUCAUCCACGACACCGGCCUGCGGAGGGUGAUGGUGCGGGCCCACCGGCAGGCCUGGUGCUGGCAGGACGAGUGGUACGGGCUGAGCAUGGAGCACAUCCGGGAGCUGGAGAAGGAGGUGCAGCUCAUGCUGUCCCGCAAGAUGGCCCAGUUCAACGAGGAGGACGAGGGGGCCGCUGAGCUCGCCAAGGACAAGGCCGCCCAGGACCAGGCCUCCAGGGAGCCCCCCGAGCCCAGCAGCAGCAACGGGGAGCCCCUGGUGGGGCGGGGCCUGAAGAAGCAGUGGUCCACGUCCUCCAAGUCGUCACGGUCAUCCAAGCGGGGAGCCAGCCCCUCCCGCCACAGCAUCUCGGAGUGGAGGAUGCAGAGCAUCGCCAGGGACUCCGACGAGAGCUCAGACGACGAGUUCUUCGAUGCGCACGAGGACCUGUCCGACCAGGAGGAAAUGUUCCCCAAAGACAUCACCAAGUGGAGCUCCAAUGACCUCAUGGACAAAAUCGAGAGCCCAGAGCCAGAGGACGCACAGGAUGGCCUGUACCGCCAGAGCGCCCCUGAGUUCAGGGUGGCCUCCAGCGUGGAGCAGCUGAACAUCAUGGAGGACGAGGUCAGCCAGCCGCUGGCUGCGCCGCCCUCCAAGAUCCACGUGCUGCUGCUGGUUUUGCACGGAGGCACCAUCCUGGACACGGGCGCCGGGGACCCCAGCUCCAAGCAGGGCGACGCCAACACCAUCGCCAGCGUGUUCGACACGGUCAUGCGUGUGCACUACCCGAGCGCCCUGGGCCACCUGGCCACCCGCCUGGUGCCCUGCCCGCCUGUCUGCUCAGACGCCUUCGCCCUGGUCUCCAACCUCAGCCCCUACAGUCACGACGAAGGCUGUCUGUCCAGCAGUCAGGACCACAUCCCCCUGGCCGCGCUGCCCCUGCUGGCCACCUCCUCCCCCCAGUACCAGGAGGCGAUUGCCAUGGUGAUUCAGCGGGCCAACCUCGCCUACGGGGACUUCAUCAAGUCCCAGGAGGGUGUGACCUUCAACGGGCAGGUCUGCCUGAUUGGGGACUGCGUCGGGGGCAUCCUGGCGUUCGAUGCCUUGUGCUACAGCGGCCAGCCCGUGUCGGAGAGUCAGAGCAGCAGCCGCCGGGGCAGCGUGGUCAGCGUGCAGGACACUGACCUGCUGUCCCCGGGUGGUGGCGGCGCUGGCAGUGGCGGUGGCUCCAGCCUGGAGAACAGCCGGCACCUGAGCCGCAGCAACAUCGACAUCCCCCGCGGCAACGGCACCGAGGACCCCAAAAGGCAGCUGCCCCGCAAGAGGAGCGACUCGUCCACCUACGAGCUGGACACCAUCCAGCAGCACCAGGCCUUCCUGUCCAGCCUCCACACCAGCGUGCUGAGGACCGAGCCCAGCACCUACCGCUCGAGCAGCUCCACCAUGCUGGACGGCACGGGGGCCCUGGGCAGGUUUGACUUCGAGAUCACCGACCUCUUCCUCUUCGGGUGCCCUCUGGGACUGGUCCUGGCCUUGAGGAAGACCAUCAUCCCAGCCCUGGAUGUUUUCCAGCUGCGGCCGGCCUGCCAGCAGGUCUACAACCUCUUCCACCCCGCGGACCCCUCCGCCUCCCGCCUGGAGCCGCUGCUGGAGCGGCGCUUCCACGCCCUGCCGCCCUUCAGCAUCCCCCGCUACCAGCGCUACCCGCUGGGGGACGGCUGCUCCGCGCUGCUGGUCGAGACCGUGCAGAGAAACCCCGAGCUGGUCCUGGAGGGUGGCCCCCAGGGCCCUCUCCCCCACGGGGACGGCUUCCUGGAAACCAGUAUCCCCGUUCCCGCGCCCACCUGGCAAGACGGGCCCCGCCCCAGCCCGGGCUGUGCUGAGUCGGACGCGCUCCAGACCCACAACACGGUCUUCCAAGAGCACGUGGCCCCCUCCUCACCAGGAGCAGCGCCCACCAGCCGCGGCUUCCGCCGAGCCAGUGAGAUCAGCAUCGCCAGCCAGGUGUCGGGCGUGGCCGAGAGCUACACGGCGUCCAGCAUUGCCCAGAUUGCGGCAAAGUGGUGGGGCCAGAAGCGGAUCGACUACGCCCUGUACUGCCCCGACGCCCUCACGGCCUUCCCAACCGUGGCCCUGCCCCACCUCUUCCACGCCAGCUACUGGGAGUCAACAGACGUGGUCUCCUUCCUGCUGAGACAGGGCAGCUUCCCGAGCAGGAGGCCCCGGCUGGCACCUGCCCCAUGGCCUGCCCUGUCCCCCCAGGUCAUGAGGCACGACAACUCCAGCAUCUUGGAGCUGGACGGGAAGGAGGUGUCGGUGUUCACCCCCUCCAAGCCGAGGGAGAAAUGGCAGCGCAGGAGGACCCACGUGAAGCUGCGGAACGUCACCGCCAACCACCGGAUCAACGACGCCAUCGCCAAUGAGGAUGGCCCCCAGGUUCUGACGGCCCGGUUCAUGUACGGGCCCCUGGACAUGGUCACCCUGACGGGGGAAAAGGUGGACGUGCACAUCAUGAUGCAGCCGCCCUCGGGCGAGUGGCUCUACCUGGACACGCUGGUGACCAACAGCAGUGGGCGCGUCUCCUACACCAUCCCCGAGACGCACCGCCUGGGCGUGGGGGUGUACCCCAUCAAGAUGGUGGUCAGGGGAGACCACACGUAUGCCGACAGCUACAUCACGGUGCUGCCCAGGGGCACGGAGUUCGUGGUCUUCAGCAUCGACGGCUCCUUUGCCGCCAGCGUGUCCAUCAUGGGCAGUGACCCCAAGGUGCGGGCCGGGGCCGUGGACGUGGUGCGGCACUGGCAGGACCUGGGCUACCUCAUCAUCUACGUGACGGGCCGGCCCGACAUGCAGAAGCAGCGGGUGGUGGCGUGGCUGGCCCAGCACAACUUCCCCCACGGCGUGGUGUCCUUCUGUGACGGCCUGGUGCACGACCCGCUGCGGCACAAGGCCAACUUCCUGAAGCUGCUUAUCUCCGAGCUGCACCUGCGCGUGCACGCGGCCUACGGCUCCACCAAGGACGUUGCGGUCUACAGCUCCAUCAGCCUGUCCCCCAUGCAGAUCUACAUCGUGGGCCGGCCCACCAAGAAGCUGCAGCAGCAGUGCCAGUUCAUCACGGACGGCUACGCGGCCCACCUGGCCCAGCUGAAGUACAAUCACCGAGCACGGCCAGCCCGCAACACGGCUACCCGCAUGGCCCUGCGCAAGGGCAGCUUCGGCCUGCCAGGCCAGGGCGACUUCCUGCGCUCCCGGAACCACCUGCUCCGCACCAUCUCGGCCCAGCCCAGCGGGCCCAGCCACCGGCAUGAGCGGACGCAGACCCAGGCAGACGGCGAGCAGCGCGGGCAGCGCAGCAUGAGCAUGGCGGCCGGCUGCUGGGGCCGCGCCAUGACUGGCCGCCUGGAGUCGGGGGCAGCCACGGGCCCCAAGUAGGGCACCGUGAGUCCUGCACUGGGGUCUCCAUGGUGCUAGGCCAGCGUGGCCAGCCCACCCACGAGGCCUGGCCUGGGCACACGCAGGCGCUGGGGACAAGCACAGACGUGGGCCUGGGAGCUUGUCCCAGGGCCCCUCAAGGACACAGGCCGUGCCACACAGUCCUCCCAGCCCUGCCUCGUGUCCUAGGGUCUGAGGGGUCCAGCUUGUCGUGGAAGCUGCGGGACCACCAGCCCCAGGAUGACAGAGGGGCCAGGACCUCCGCCAGAGACUGGCCUGGCUCUCCCGGACUUCUUGCCCUGCGUGGAUCUCCCAGCAUCCUGGUGCCGGGUGUGGGCCAGGGCCCAGCCUGUGACCUCCCUGCCACCGGCUCACCUCACCCCAGUCCCUCCCAUCUGGUAGCAGCUCCAUCAGGGGCCAGCCUGCUUCUUGUUAACUCGAGCGACUCAACUGUUCAACCUCACUGGUUUUGCACUGAUUUUUGAGAGCGGUGACCCAUGACCCUCUUCUGUGGCUACAGACCCGUUGACAUGCAUGAAAAUUCAGUAUUUGCUGACCCAGGACCUAGGACCACACCAAGGCUCCAGUGCGGCAAAUCCUCGUGCAAGCAGGAAACAAAGGCCAUCAUCUUACCUUCUGCAGCCCGGACCCCUGCCCUCUGUCCGCUUGCCGCACCUGGAGCCCAGGCUGGCCUCAGGCCUGGUCCCGUUUCCGGCCCCGGGCACAGCCCAGGCGCGAGACCCCGAAGCCCGGCCGCCUCUUCCACACCUUGCCAUCAGCGGAGGCCCCGGCAGUGGCCGCCGCCCGCCCACGUUUCUACGCCUUUCUACUUCUCGAUCUGAUUUCUAUGAGGUUUUUUUAAAUGAGCAAUCCUUGGCUGCUUCCUUUUCUUAACUCUCAGUACCAAGCGCAGCCCUUCCACACUGGAAACACCCAGCACUGUGACGGAGUCCAGCCUGGCUCCGGGCCGCGGGCUCCUGCCUCACCCAGCCCGUCAGUCCCACUGAAUUUCUACUCUGGGGUGGGUGGGGCACACUUAGGUUUUUUUAAUGCCAAUUCCGUUUCGAAGCCGAAUCUAAGAAGCCACAACUUGCUUUGUCAGCUUGAGGGCAGGUGGCCCCGAUUCGUCUCACCCGAGCAAGGACCGUGCUGUCCUGCACGCCGGUCCCAGCAUCAGCCCUCCCCCGGUCGCCAGCACGGCCUCAGCUGUGGCGCUCAGCUGCCGGCUAGGGCGGCCCUGGCUGCUCCCCACCCUCCCUGAGGUGGGAGAGCCUGCCCGGCCUUGCCAGCCGUCCAGCAACCAGGCCUGUCCCCAAGAAGCUGCGGCCAACCUGGAUCCGGCCUCAGGGCUGCGUGGAUGGGGCUGGGAGGUGCACAGAUCGAUGUUCCCUUUUCCCUGUGUGUAGAUAUGUACAGCCAAAGGGUCGUGUAAAUGUUCUGCAAAAGUGGGUCUAUACAGAGUGAAAGCUAUUUAUUUUGUGCAGAGAGGGAUGGAAGCUUCAGGGUUUAUUCAUAUUUAAGAUGUAGCUUUUCGUUGUUGUUUCGGGUGUUAUGUAUAAAGCAACGAUUAUUUUACGGACCAAGUUCUCACAUAACUGUUGCAGUGGAAGUGCAAUAUCUGACCCCCUCUGUUCCCCAGCGGGAAGUCGCUUGGCCUGACAAUCACAGCCCCGGCCAGGGGCCCCUGUGGCCGGUGCUUCUCCUCUCCCGGCCCUGCCUCACCCUGUCCUGCCUCUGCCUCGGUGACCAGCCAUCUGGAGAAGCACCUGGAAGAGGCCCGGGCCCUCCUGCAAUAAGGGUCGGGAGGCCCUGUGGGCAGUGGGCUCGGCCUCUCCCCAGGGGCAGCUCCCCUCGGCCGCACGCUCCCGCCCGCCUGCCCAGCCGCCAGCCAUGCCAAGGACAACAGCAAUAGUCCCCUGGGCCUCUCCCAGCGGCCCUCAGCCAUAGAUGGCAAGAUGGGCAGCCCACCCUCCCCACGCGAGUCUCUCUUCCGUAUCCAGGUCUGCUUUCUGCCCCCUUAAGAUUCCUUUUGGCACAUUCUCCUCUUGAGAAAGUACGUUUCUCAGAAACUAAGAGAGGGAGGGCAACGUCCUUUAAAAAUACCAAAAAUGUUUACAGUGUCGGGUGCUGAGCCGCAGGGCUCAGGCCUGACCAGUCAUAACCAAAGGGUGAGGCAGGCCUUGCCGACUGCCACCCCCACCUGGGCCUGUUAGAAUAGAAGCCUUAGUCCCACGCCCCUGUGCCCCCUGUGCCCCCUGGACUGAGCCUCCCCCCGCCCCGUCCUGCCACCUGCCUUCUCUGUGAUGUCUACGGAGGGAUUCAGCAGAGCCCCGCCCCUUCCUGGCUCGGUCUCCACACGGCCCCUCCCAUCUGUCCGAAUGCGGUCUGUCUCUCUGGGCCACGUGUGAGCGGUGUCCUGACUCCCCACCCACCUUGCUGUUUCUGCAUCCCUGGGCCUGAGUGUGCUCUGUAUACAGCGUCACUGUCUGUUAUUCCAAUUAAAGAAGCAGGAAGGCUUC
Lemur catta (Ring-tailed lemur) is the source of this 6831-nucleotide messenger RNA. RefSeq names its product phosphatidylinositol transfer protein membrane associated 2 (gene PITPNM2). NCBI's taxonomy places the organism in Eukaryota, Metazoa, Chordata, Mammalia, Primates, Lemuridae. Bases 275 to 4312 code for a protein of 1345 amino acids. Gene Ontology annotation, molecular function: metal ion binding; phosphatidylcholine binding; phosphatidylcholine intramembrane carrier activity. Gene Ontology annotation, cellular component: cytoplasm. The record is from RefSeq and is a predicted model, not a curated record. Gene Ontology annotation, biological process: phospholipid transport. The transcript is spliced from 26 exons.